Molecule: messenger RNA, 2768 nt
Organism: Balaenoptera ricei (Rice's whale)
Lineage: Eukaryota; Metazoa; Chordata; Mammalia; Artiodactyla; Balaenopteridae
Gene: RGS11
Product: regulator of G protein signaling 11
Exons: 17
Coding region: 86-1432 (448 amino acids)
Biological process (GO): G protein-coupled receptor signaling pathway; regulation of G protein-coupled receptor signaling pathway; intracellular signal transduction
Source: RefSeq, a predicted model, not a curated record
CACUCCUAGGGCAGCUCGACCCCUCACCCAGACCUUACAGCCCCUGCAGCGCUGGUCGCCCAUAUCCUGGGGCGCCACACAGGAGAUGGAGCGGAUGGUCGUGAGUAUGCAGGACCCCGACCAGGGCGUGAAGAUGCGGAGCCAGCGCCUGCUCGUCACCGUCAUUCCACACGCAGUGACUGGCAACGACGUCAUGGAGUGGUUGAUCCAGAAGUACUGCAUCACAGAGGAGGAGGCCCUGCACCUGGGCACCCUCCUAGUGCGGCAUGGCUACCUAUACCCACUGCGAGACCCCUGCCACCUCGAGCUCCGGCUGGAUGAAACGCCCUAUAGGUUCCAGACGCCCUAUUUCUGGAUGAGCACCCUGUGGCCAGCCGCUGAGCUGGACUACGCCAUCUACUUGGCCAAGAAGAACAUCCGAAAGCGGGGGGGCCUGGUUGACCACGAAAAGGAGCACUAUGACCAGCUGCACAGGAAGAUCAGCCACACGUGGGACCUGGUAGUGAUGCAGGCGAGAGAGCAGCUGCGGGCAGCUAAGCAGCGCAGGAAGGGGGACAGGCUGGUCAUCGCAUGCCAGGAGCAGACGUACUGGCUGGUGAACAGGCCCCCGCCCGGGGUCCCCAGCGUGCUGGAGCAAGGUCCACAGCGGGGUUCCUGCACUGCUGGGCGAGUGCAGAUGCCCACCGGCCCCUUCCAGACCAAGACCGUGGAUUUCUACAGGCGGGAGGUCGAGUGCUUACGAAAGGCACUGGGCAGGACCCGGGUGAAGUCCUCCGUCUGCCUUGAGGCGUACCUGAAAUUUAGCAGCCAGCGUGGGCCGCAUGACCCCAUCAUGUCGGGGUGCCUGCCCAGCAACCCCUGGGUCACAGACAACGAUACCUACUGGGCCAUGAAUGCACCCAGCGCGGCCGUGCCCACAAGGCUCCGUGUGGAGCAGUGGGCCUUCAGCUUCCGGGAACUCUUGGAAGACCCCGUGGGACGGGCCCAUUUCAUGGACUUUCUCAGGAAAGAGUUCAGUGCCGAAAACCUCAGCUUCUGGGAGGCCUGUGAGGAGCUGCGCCACGGAGGGCAGGCGCAGGUCCCCGCCCUGGUGGACGCCGUGUACCAGCAGUUCCUGGCCCCCGGUGCUGCCCGCUGGGUCAACAUCGACAGCCGGACGAUGGAGCGGACGCUGGUGGGCCUGGGCCGGCCGCACCGCCAUGUGCUGGACGACGCCCAGCUGCACAUCUACAUGCUGAUGAAGAAGGACUCCUACCCGAGGUUCCUGAAGUCGGACUUGUACAAAGACCUCCUGGCGGAGGCCGUGGUGCCCCCGGAGACCAAGCGACGGGUGUUCCCGUUCAUGCGGAAGCCGCGCCAUUCCAGCCCCAGCCCUGCUCUCCUUCCUGCCUCUGCCUCCGGGGAGCCCUCGGGUGGUGACGGGGAGGCCUAGGUGGGCCUGGGCAGGGGCAGAAGGGGGCCAUCUUGCCCUCAUCAACUCCUCUUGCCCAGGGUCCUUGCAGCCACUGAGACUCCCCGGCGCGGGAGUCCCCUCGGGCCCCGAGUGCCUGGCCUUACGGGGGCACCGACCUCUCUGGCUUCCACCUUUUCCCUUGUCACACCCUCCCCCAGAAGGGGCUGUUCUGGGGGCUGAUUCCCAGGGCAGGGGUGCCCUGGACUGAGACAAGAUGGCAGCGCACCCGCUGGUGACUCCCAGGGCAACAUUCAUAGUCAGGUGGCCGCCAGCAGGGGGCGUGGGAAUGCAGGGGGAGGUGCUGCUCCCACUGGGCCGUGGCCUCUCCGCCUCCGUGGCCACCCGAGGCUGUGGCUUCUCCCCGGUGUUGGACAGAGAUGGUUCCAGCAUCGUUGCUCCUCCAACAGCCAGCCCUGGUUCACAGCCAGGGCGGCAGAGCCUCUGGGGAAAGACACCAGGGAGUCUCCACUCCGAGGGCCCCCCGAGACUCAGCUGCUCCUUUGGGAGUGCAGCCAGACUGGCUCAGCUGGGGCAGCGCCACCCCUCCCUCAGGGCUGCCCACACCCUCCCGCUCCCAGCGCAGAAAUAAAAGACCUUUGGGUCCUCACUCUGAGCCUGUCCUGCUGUGGUCCAAAUCGUGGUGGGUGCACACGUGGUGGGUGUGCUUGUGGUGGGUGUGCAUGCACGUGUGGCAUGUGGGUGAGGCAUGCACUGGUGAGGGAGGUGGUGAAGGACAACGGGCAGUUCAGGUGUCAGAGGCAGUGGGUGGAGGAUCCCUUGUGUGGGGUCUGUAGGCCUGGGGCUGGGCUCAGGCUGCAGACUUGGGGAGACAGUGGGGAGCUUGUGCUCUGGCGGCACACGGAUGCCCGAGUCCUCCAGGGGAGAGUGAGCACAGAGUCCAGGGGGCUGUCUGGUGUUGAACCCAGCCUCUCCAGGGUCAGCUGUGCCCUAAGACAUGACAGUGACAGGGAGCACAGUGCGGGCUUUAUUUACAAGCCCAGGGUGCACCGGUGAGGGUGUCUCCGGGGCAGCCCAGACCCCGAACUCCUGCACAUCGUCCUGGAACCUGAAGGCUGGUCCCUGCCCAGAGCCGGCUCCUCCAUCCACCGCUGUGGACCCAGACCUGGGCCCUUGGGCCCGGGUGGCUUCUCCAGGGACAGGGAAUCCAACCCCUCAACCUCAGCCUUGUUGUUGCCUCCCAGGCCUUCGCAAGGAGAAACAGACCUGGUUCUGGAAGCAGGCUUGUCACACGUAAGUGCCUUCAGGAAAUUCCUGCAGGGUUCUCCACGACAGCCCCCAUCACUUUGGUAACCCA